This is a messenger RNA of Arxiozyma heterogenica, 306 nucleotides long. RefSeq names its product SAGA histone acetyltransferase complex subunit SGF11 (gene SGF11). Lineage: Eukaryota; Fungi; Ascomycota; Saccharomycetes; Saccharomycetales; Saccharomycetaceae. The transcript has a single exon. The record is from RefSeq and is a predicted model, not a curated record. The coding region runs from base 1 to 306 and encodes 101 amino acids.
AUGCCAGAAAAUGAAUUUCAAGUAACCAUUGAUUCAAUAUCAGAACAAAUAGUUAGAAAUUUGUUACAUUCAAUAAUCCAAGAUAUUGUAUCAAGAGAAACUGUUAGACAAAGACAAUUACAUGAUAGAUAUCCCGAUUUUAAACCUUACUAUUAUGACCCAGAUGGAAUACUAGAUAUUAAUGGAUUACCAAAACAACAAGAGUCGUCACAAUAUUUUCUUUGCCAAAACUGUAAAAGAGAGAUAUCCGCCAAUAGAUUUGCUGCUCAUUUACAAAGAUGUUUAAAUAGAGGUCCACGAAGAUAA